CAUGUUGGCUCAAUAAACACCUUUUUCGUUGUUAUUGUAAACUUUGUCAUAUUGUGUUUAAAAGUUAAAAUCCGUCUUGAAAAUAUUUGAAUAUUUAGGCGCUAUAAGUUUGCUAUGUCAUGAAAGAAAAUUGAAACUUGUGUCACAAUUUCGUUCUAAAGAUUGUGUUUAAGACGUGCUAUAAGAGCUGUAGUUGAAAUGUUACAAUAAUUUUUCGUUCCUGCUCUUAUUUUUAAUCUCUAAUACAUGAUGGAAACUGCUAUUUUAUCUGCCGAAAAUAAAGUUGAACGCUUUGUAGAAGAAGUUCUGUCCGAAGGAGAACUGGCUGUAGCUUUUCAUGGUUUUAUUAUUCAUACAGCAGAUGACCAGUCAAAAAUACUAAAAAAGUAUCAGGAAAGUUUGAAAACAUUUUUCUCUUCUGUGUCGGAGGAAGAACUGCCCCAUGCUCUUGCACACUAUGUAAAGCUAAUCAGCUUCACCAGUAAUCAACAAAAAGCCAGACUUCUAUUUUCACUUUUAGAAUUUGGAGUUACAAAUAAUUUUGUAUCACAGAGAUCAGUUUGUGAAACGCUUCUCAAAUGUGAUGCUCUUGUAUAUCUUAAUGAAGAUUUUUGGGUGCAAAGUUUUUUACUUAUCGACAAAAUCAUAGCUGGUGUUGAUUACAAAGGAGUGAGGGAUAUUUUGAAGUCAAUCUUGGACAAAGCUAAUGCUAUAAAACCUGUUGAUAAUGUUGCUGUCAUGAAUCAGUUGAGAGCCAUUCAAAAAGUCUUGGAAACAAUAUUUGAUAGAAAUACUUGCUUGCUUCCUAGUUAUUUAAUCUUAGAUGAGGUUCAGAAAAAGAUAUCUCCUAAAGGAUCAUAUCCACAUUGGAAAUUUUCUAAGCUGAUAUCUUCAUUUGUUGACAGCUUUAGACCAACUGCACAGAUGGUUUCUGUGUCUGUAUUCAUGGAUAUUGGUGGUGAAGAUAAUACUAAGCUUUUGCCAGUUGUAGGACAUUCUGGAACAACUGGUAAUGUUUGGAAGUUGGAUCCUCAGACUGCUAAGUUUCAACUCAAAGGUCUUUUACCAUACAAUAAAGAACUCAUGGAACCUCAGACUGCUCUUUUAAAAUAUGUUUUAGAACAACCAUAUUCAAGGGACAUGGUAUGUGGUAUGCUUGGGCUUACAAAGCAGACCAAGCAAAGAUGUCCUGUAUUAGAAGAACAACUGGUAGAGAUAAUUGUUUCUGCUAUGGAAAAGUCUGAGCAUGAAACGGAAUCCAUGGAAGAUGGAGGCCCUACCCAAUUGCUUUGGCAUCAUUUGUCAAGCCAGUUAAUAUAUUUUGCUGUAUACCAAUAUGCAAGUUUUCCUCAUAUGGUUCUAGCAUUGCAUAAAAAGUUGAGUGCUCGCAAUUUGCGUAAAGGGAGAGACCAUCUGAUGUGGGUUUUGCUUCAAUUCAUAUCUGGAAGCAUUCAGAAGAAUCAUCUAAAUGACUUUUUACCUGUUAUGAAAUUGUAUGACUUCCUCUAUCCAGAAAGAGAAGCUUUACCUUUGCCAGACAUAACUAAAGCUAGUGCAACACACGCCUUUGCAAUCACAUCGAUCUGGAUACACUUAAUGAAAAAGGCACAGCUUGAACAGGUUACGCUUCAACGAAGAAUGCCUGCUGCUUUAUCUGGCCAUUUAGACUACUUGCAAAGAAGUGUAAACAAUAACAACCCUCCUCUUAGCUUAGGGACAGAUUACAGAAUAUCAUUGUUAUGUAAUGCCUACAGCACAAAUCAAGACUUCUUUUCAAGGCCAAUGGGUGUUCUUGUUGAAGCUGUACAAGGAACACAGAAACAACAAACUCCUCUAACUGGUGGUGUUGUUUCAGGUCCCAUCAAGCCUUUAUCAUUGAGUGUUUUGGAUUCACUUACUGUACAUACAAAAAUGAGCUUAAUACAUAAUAUAGUAACUUAUGUCAUGAAACUGGCACAAAGCAAAACAACAGUCUGCCUUGCUCCAGCUCUUGUGGAAACUUACAGCCGACUGCUAGUCUACAAUGAAAUAGAAUCUCUCGGAAUCAAAGGAUUUAUUGGUCACCUCUUACCAACUGUAUUCCGUAGCUCUGCAUGGGCUAUACUACACACAUUGCUGGAAAUGUUUAGUUACCGUUUGCAUCAUUUUCAGCCACAUUACAGAGUUCAGUUGCUAAAUCAUUUGCAUAGUCUUGCAUCUGUAGCACAGACCAAUCAAACUCAGCUUCAUUUGUGCGUUGAAAGCACUGCUUUAAAAUUGAUUGCUAGUAUGAGAAGUGCUGAAGUUCAACCACAGCUAUCUCGGUUGCCAACAGAACCCAAAUCUUUACUGUCUGCCGAGUCUGAAGAAUUGAACAAAGUACUUGUUUUAACAAUUGCAAGAGCCAUUCAUGUAACAGGCUCUGAAUCUUUGUCUGGCUCAUGGUGUCAAGAUAUUCUGACAACAAUAAUGCAGCACACUCCCCACAGUUGGUCCAGUUUUACUUUAAUGUGUUUCCCUAAAGUGUUAGCUGAGUUUUUUCAGCAACAUCAAGCUGCUAAGGAAAAUAAAGCACAGCUCAAACGAUCUGUUGAGGAAGAGUACAGAAAAUGGAAAACAAUGAGUAAUGAAAAUGAUAUAAUAUCACACUUUUCACAUCAAGGCUCAUCACCUCUCUUUUUAUGUUUGUUAUGGAAGAUGCUUUUAGACAAUGACAGAAUUUCGACAAUUGCAUACAAAAUUUUAGAUCGAAUUGGUGCUAGAGCUCUAUCUGCUCACUUGAGAACAUUUGCAGACUUCCUGGUUUUUGAAUUUGCUAAUUCUGUUGGAGGGCAACACGUUACUAAGUAUAUUGAUGCCUUGAAUGAUCUUAUUUGGAAGUGUCAUGUGAUACAGUUGGAUAGACUGAUAUUGUGUUUGGCAUUGCGUAGUUUUGAAGGAAAUGAAGCUCAAGUAUGUUUCUUUAUAAUUCAUAUGCUGCUUAUUAGGCCAAAUGACUUCAAAAACAGAGUUUAUGAUUUUGUAAAAGAUAACUCCCCGGAACAUUGGAAGCAAUCAGAUUGGCAUGAAAAGCAUUUGAUGUUUCAUAGGAUGUAUCAAGAAAAAUUCUACUUUGAAGGUCUGCAUGAUUUAAACACGCAAAGCACUCAACAUACAUAUUUACCUGUGUAUUUUGGGAAUGUGUGCCUUAGAUUUUUGCCUGUUAUGGAUAUAGUCAUCCAUAGAUCUCUUGAACUUCCCACUCUGCCCAUGUCUAUUGAAAGUCUUCUAGAAAAACUGGGAUGUUUAUACAAGUUCCAUGAUCACCCUGUGACUUAUCUCUAUAACACUCUGCAUUAUUAUGAAAAAAGACUAAAAGAGCGCCCAGCUCUUAAGAAGCAAUUAGUAUCAGCCAUUAUCGGUUCUCUAAAAGACAUCCGUCCUAAAGGCUGGGCUUUAAGUGAAGGUUAUCUUACCUUUCUUCAAAAGCCUGCUGAUGACUUGGAUUGGAUUCCAGAUUUUGAUUACUACGUAAAAUUAAUUGGGCGUUUAGUAGAUACUGUUGCUGGUAAGCCUGCUUUUCCCCAUACUGAUUGGCGGUUUAAUGAAUUUUCAAAUCCAGCUGCUCAUGCAUUGCAUGUGACCUGCAUUGAGUUGAUGGCUCUUCCUACUUCAACCAGCAUUGUCGGAAAUGCUCUCAUAGACAUAGUUCUACGGGGACGUGCUGUGACUUCACAAACCAACAUUUUGACUUGGAUGAAUGCUGUCGGUUUAGUGCUUACUGCAUUACCAGAAGCAUAUUGGACUGUUCUCAAUGAUCGCAUUUUGGAAAUGAUGCAAUCUCCUUUAUUGGCCAACCCCUCCCCAGACAUUGAUCCAUUUCUUCUGUUUGAUUUUGCUGGCAGUUAUAAAAGCAUGACAGACUUGCCAUGUUGUUAUUUAGUUGCAUUGACCCAUUCUGUGUGGUACCAUGCAAGCAUAGGUCAGAUUUGCACUUUAACUGAAUUAUUUAAAAGAAAAUUUAAACCAGCUGUAAAGACUGAAGAGCAAUUUUUAUUCCUUUGCCAUUUGGUUGCACCAUUUUUGCAAAGAUUUCAUAUUGAAAGAACAAAAUAUGCAGCCGAAAUAACAGUGGAGCUCUAUGAGAUGCUUGAAGCAGUGGAUAAGAACUGUGAGCAAAUGAGAUUCAUCGAUUCUGUGUGUGACUUACUCUAUCAUAUCAAAUACAUGUUUAUUGGCGAUUCCAUCAAGAAUGAAGUUGAAAGGAUCAUCCGAAAUUUGAGACCAGCUAUUCAAAGGAAAUUACGGUUCAUUACUCAUUUGAAUAUAGAUGAGAUAUCAAUGACAUAAUCAUACUGCAAUGUACAUUUGUAAGCUAUAAAACUAUGAAAAUAUUAACUGCUAAAUAGCAUUUAUCUGGUAAAAUGUUAUGGAACAUAUGCUGCAUCAUUGAAAGAUUUUUGUGACUACAAUACAUGUUACAAUUUUCACUGUGUAUAUACUCAUUUUUUAAAUCAUUCAAAAUAGCAUCUAAUUUAAAAUAAUUUUUCUUUUAAUUGCAGUUUUUUUUAAAGUUUAUUUUAUUAAUACAUUUAAUUUAAACUUAUUUUAAAAUACUGUAUUUUCCCCCACUUUUGUUUAACUGUAUAAAUAUGACCACAGCUAUAAGGCAUUUUAAUAUACAAAUGAGCUAUAGUGAUAUUUUUUGAGCAUAAUUCUACUCUGUACAGUUUGUUACUUUUAAUAAAAGUUUCAUCUUA
This is a messenger RNA of Uloborus diversus, 4718 nucleotides long. RefSeq names its product mediator of RNA polymerase II transcription subunit 23-like (gene MED23). Gene Ontology annotation, cellular component: mediator complex; transcription regulator complex. Gene Ontology annotation, biological process: positive regulation of gene expression; regulation of transcription by RNA polymerase II. The coding region runs from base 247 to 4308 and encodes 1353 amino acids. The record is from RefSeq and is a predicted model, not a curated record. The transcript has 34 exons. Lineage: Eukaryota; Metazoa; Arthropoda; Arachnida; Araneae; Uloboridae.